Messenger RNA from Fukomys damarensis (Damara mole-rat), 4393 nucleotides. It is a transcript of the gene Npc1l1, whose product is annotated as NPC1 like intracellular cholesterol transporter 1. Gene Ontology annotation, molecular function: lipid carrier activity. The record is from RefSeq and is a predicted model, not a curated record. The transcript is spliced from 19 exons. Lineage: Eukaryota; Metazoa; Chordata; Mammalia; Rodentia; Bathyergidae. The coding region runs from base 82 to 3912 and encodes 1276 amino acids. Gene Ontology annotation, cellular component: membrane.
GGAAGCUACCUUAAUGUACAUCCCCACUGCCAGUCCUCAGCUGUCUCCUGUUCUCCCCAUCGGUCCCUCCUCUGUCCCAGGAUGGCGGCCAGCCUGUGGGGCUGGCUGCUCUGGGCCCUGCUCCUGUGCUCCGUGCGGGGCGAGCUGUACACACCCAUCCACCAGGCCAGCUACUGCACCUUUUACGAGGAGUGUGGGAGAAACCCAGAACUGUCGGGCAGCCUCACAGCGCUGUCCAACGUGUCCUGCCUGUCCAACACCCAGGCCCGCCUCAUCACGGGCGACCACCUGGCCCUCCUACGGCGCAUCUGCCCACGCCUCUAUGCUGGCCCCAACACCACCUACGCCUGCUGCUCUGCCAGCCAGCUGGUGUCUCUGGAGAUGAGCAUGGCCAUCACCAAGGCCCUCCUCACCCGCUGCCCAGCCUGCUCUGACAACUUUGUCAGUCUGCACUGUCAGAACACCUGCAGCCCUGACCAGAGCCUCUUCAUCAACGUCACCCGCGUGGUCCCCCGGGGAGCCAGCGAGCCCCCGGCUGUGGUGGCCUAUGAGGCUUUCUACCAGCGCAGCUUUGCAGAGGAGGCCUAUGAGUCCUGCAGCCAGGUGCGCAUCCCUGCAGCUGCCUCACUGGCCGUGGGCACCAUGUGUGGUGUGUACGGUUCUGCCCUUUGCAAUGCCCAACGCUGGCUCAACUUCCAGGGGGACACGGGGAAUGGCCUGGCCCCCCUGGACAUCACCUUCCACCUCUGGGAGCCCAGCCAGGCCCUGCCUGCUGGCAUACAGCCUCUGGAUGCCAUGAUCAUGCGCUGUAAUGAGACCCAGGACAAUGGCACAGCAGCAUGCUCCUGCCAGGACUGCGCUGCCUCCUGCCCCGCCAUCCUCCCACCCUCCAACCUGCGUCCCUUCUUCUACAUGGGCCGCUUGCCAGGCUGGGAGGUCCUCAUCAUCAUCUUCUGCUCUGUCUUCGUGCUGCUCAUCGCCGUCCUUGCCUACUUCCGUGUGAUUUCCAAGAGGAGGGAGGGCGGGACACAGGGCCUCCCAAGAACCCCCAGCCCUCCAAAGAAACACAGGUGCUCCCCACACACGGCCCUUGGCCGGUUUUUCGAGAGUUGGGGAAGAAGGGUGGCCUCAUGGCCACUGACCUUCCUGGCAGUGUCCCUUGCAGUAGCUUUGGGCCUGGCAUCGGGCCUGACAUUUGUGAGACUCACCACGGACCCUGUGGACCUGUGGUCAGCCCCCAAGAGCCAAGCCCGGCGGGAGAAGGAGUUCCAUGACCAGCAUUUCGGCCCCUUCUUCCGAACCAACCAGGCUUUCCUGACGGCAACGAACCGGUCCAGCUACAUGUACAACUCCCUGCUACUAGGGCCCAAGAACUUCAGCGGGGUCCUGAGCCUGGACCUGUUGCUGGAGGUGCUGGAAUUGCAGGAGAGGGUGAGGCACCUGCAGGUGUGGUCCGCUGAGGCACAGCGCAACAUCUCCCUGCAGGACGUCUGCUACUCGCCCCUCAAGCCGCAUAAUGCCAGCCUCUCUGACUGCUGCGUCAACAGCCUCCUGCAGUACUUCCAGAACAACCGCUCGCUCCUGCUGCUCACCGCCAACCAGACACUGAUGGGCCAGACCGCCCAGGUGGACUGGAGGGACCACUUUCUCUACUGCGCCAAUGCCCCCCUCACCUUCAAAGAUGGUACUGCCCUGGGCCUGAGCUGCAUGGCUGACUACGGUGCUCCUGUUUUCCCUUUCCUUGCUGUGGGUGGAUACAAAGGGAAGGACUACUCGGAGGCAGAGGCCCUCAUCAUGACCUUCUCCCUCAACAACUACCCCGCGGGUGAUCCCCGGAUGGCUCAAGCCAGGCUCUGGGAAGAGGCCUUCGUGCAGGAGCUGGCAGCCUUCCAGAAGAGGAUGAAUGGCAUGUUCCAGGUCGCCUUCAUGGCUGAGCGCUCUCUGGAGGAUGAGAUCAACCGUACGACACUCAAAGACCUGCCUGUCUUUGCCGUCAGCUACAUUGUCAUCUUCUUGUACAUCUCCCUGGCCCUUGGCAGCUACUCUAGAUGUGACCUCGUGCCGGUGGAGUCCAAGGCCACGCUGGGCCUGGGAGGGGUGGCCGUGGUGAUGGGAUCAGUUGUGGCUGCCAUGGGCUUCUACUCCUACCUGGACAUCCCCUCCUCCCUGAUCAUCCUCCAAGUAGUGCCCUUCCUGGUGCUGGCGGUGGGUGCCGACAACAUCUUCAUCUUUGUCCUCGAGUACCAGAGGAUGCCACGGAGACCUGGGGAGGGGCGAGAGGCCCACAUCGGCCGAGCCCUGGGUAGCGUGGGCCCCAGCAUGCUGCUCUGCAGCCUCUCAGAGACCAUCUGCUUCUUCCUGGGAGCCCUGACCCCCAUGCCAGCAGUGCGGACCUUCGCCAUGACCUCUGGCCUGGCGGUCUUCCUCAACUUCCUGCUGCAGAUAACUGCCUUCGUGGCCCUGCUCUCCCUGGACAGCAAGAGGCAAGAGGCCCUCCGCCCCGACAUCUUCUGCUGCCUUGCUCCCCGGAAGCUGCCCCCACCCGACCCGAAGGAGGGUCUCCUGCUCAGCUUCUUCCGCAAGAAAUACACCCCCUUUCUGCUGCAUGGCUUCACCCGCCCAGUUGUGCUGCUGCUGUUCCUGGCCCUGUUUGGAUUCAGCCUCUAUUGCAUGAGUCACCUCGUCGUGGGGCUGGACCAGCAGUUGGCACUGCCCAAGGACUCUUACCUGCUCGACUACUUCCUUUUUGUGAACCGAUACUUUGAGGUGGGGCCCCCUGUGUACUUUGUCACCACCUCAGGCUACAACUUCUCCAGCGAGGCUGGUAUGAAUGCUAUCUGCUCCAGCGCAGGCUGCGACCCCUUCUCUUUGACCCAGAAGAUCCAGUAUGCCACUGAGUUCCCGGACCAGUCGUACCUGGCCAUCCCUGCUUCCUCCUGGGUGGACGACUUCAUCGACUGGCUGACCCCAUCCACCUGCUGCCGCAUAUAUACCUUGGGUCCCCAUAAGGACGAGUUCUGUCCCUCAACGGAGAAUGCCUUUCUAUGCUUAAAGAACUGCAUGAGCUUCACGACCGGCCCUUUGCGGCCCACAGUGGAGGAGUUCCACAAGUACCUUCCCUGGUUCCUGACUGACCUGCCCAAUAUCAACUGUCCCAAGGGUGGCAUGGCGGCGUACAGCACCUCUGUGAACUUGAGCGCAGAUGGACAGGUUAUAGCCUCUCAGUUCAUGGCCUACCACAAGCCCCUGAAGAACUCUCAGGACUUCACAGAGGCCCUCCAGGCCACGCGCUUGCUGGCCAACAACAUCACAGCUGAGCUGCGGAAGGUGCCGGGGACAGAUCCGUCCUUCGAGGUCUUUCCCUACACGAUAACCAACGUGUUCUACCAGCAGUACCUGACUGUGCUACCUGAGGGCGUCUUCACGCUGGCGCUCUGCUUCCUGCCCACCUUCCUGGUCUGCUACUUCCUGCUGGGCAUGGACAUCCGUUCCGGCCUCCUCAACCUGCUCGUCAUCAUCAUGAUCCUCGUGGACACCACUGGCCUCAUGGCCAUGUGGGACAUCAGCUACAAUGCCGUGUCCCUCAUCAACCUGGUAGCGGCAGUGGGUAUGUCUGUGGAGUUUGUGUCCCACAUCACUCGCUCCUUUGCCAUCAGCACCAAGCCCAGCCGGCUGGAGAGGGCCAGGGAGGCCACCAUCUCUAUGGGCAGUGCGGUAUUCGCUGGGGUGGCCAUGACCAACCUGCCGGGUAUCCUCAUCCUGAGCCUGGCCCAGGCCCAGCUCAUCCAGAUCUUCUUCUUCCGCCUCAACUUCCUGAUCACCGUGGUGGGCCUGGUACACAGCCUGGUCUUCCUGCCUGUCAUCCUUAGCUACCUGGGGCCCGAUGUCAACCCUGCCUUGGUGCUGGAGUAAGAGUGACUUCAGGGAGUGGCAACAGCCCCAAAGACCUCCUGCCCCAAGCAGCCCCUGCCUCCCAGUGCCCCCACUGCCUACCCCUACAUCAACCAUGGCUUCAAUGGCCCUGCUGUGGCAACUGUGGCCUACAUCAGCGCUUUGCCCAUGAGUGGGUGGGAGCACCUGCCCUGCAGCUCUGACUGCCUACCCCUCCUCAGCGCUUGGGAGACACUGCUCCAGGAAGGCAGCUGUCACUCGGGCCAUGAGCUGUCCAGCAGCACCAUGGUGGCUCCUUUGUGUCCUUCAGGCCUUGGCCAGCUGAGAUGGUCUUAUCCUUCUGGACCCAUGUCUUGGAGCCCUUGUGUAGGCAAACUCAAUGUUGACCCUGGGCUUGGACUUUCUCACAGAUGCCUGCCUCUCACCCACUUCUUCCUUCUGUCAAGUCUCCUGUCAAAAAAGCCUCCAUUCUUGAACCAGACAUGGUGGUGCAUCCCUAUAA